Anoplopoma fimbria (sablefish) is the source of this 347-nucleotide messenger RNA. RefSeq names its product cystatin-A1-like. Gene Ontology annotation, molecular function: cysteine-type endopeptidase inhibitor activity. NCBI's taxonomy places the organism in Eukaryota, Metazoa, Chordata, Actinopteri, Perciformes, Anoplopomatidae. The coding region runs from base 33 to 347 and encodes 104 amino acids. Gene Ontology annotation, cellular component: cytosol. The transcript is spliced from 3 exons. The record is from RefSeq and is a predicted model, not a curated record.
CUUCUCUGUUAACUUCAACAGAGCUUGAGACAAUGGCUGACAAGGUUGACAUGCUCGGAGGAUGGACUGAGACAAAAGCCACUGAUGAAAUUCAGAAGAUUUCUAAUCAGGUGAAAGAUCAAGUGGAAAGAUUUACAGGCAAGAACUAUCGGGAAUUCGAAGCAGUUGAAUACAGGAGUCAGCUUGUGGCUGGACUAAACUUCCUCAUCAAGGUUCAUGUUGGAGCAGAGGACUACAUUCAUCUGAGGGUCUUUCAAGCACUUCCAUGUAACGGAGGGGAGGUUGUGCUGCGCGGUGUGGAGCAGAACAGAACCAAAAAAGACCCUCUCGUACCUUUUAUCAACUGA